AUGGCAGCAAGUGAUAGGAGUGUUUUAGAGCGCUGUCUUGGUGUUUACUUUAAGUCGAUUGAUAAGCUUAAGGAGAAUAUAAAGACACUUUAUGAGAGCUACUAUUUGCUUAUCAAAGACAAAAUUGAUUGCGAGACCGGGGACCGGCUUACCGUAAACUCCCAAAAUUUUAACAAAGCUCUAUUGGACGCUCUUAAUCGUUGUGACGAGUUGGAAACUCAACUAUUGAGUUUCGAGUCAUGGAUUGAUUUACCCAUCGUUAAUCCAGCAGACCCUUCAUCCAACUUUGAUGAUGUUUCUGAUGACGCCCAUCGUCUCAUAGAUAUUUUGCAACAAGUCCAGUCUGCCUUGUUGUCAGCGGUUUCUAAAGACGCUCUAAGAGACGCGCUUCCGGAACGUCAAUCAAUGAAAGCUCUUAAGGUGGAGCACUCCUCUCAACCGCAGAGGAUACACCAAACUCUGAGAACUCAUAUGCUACCCCAACACUAUCAAGCGCAACAACCAGAAAUGGCAGAGGUGUCUGCUAAUUCAAGUUCAGUUCUGACUGCAUUCACUCAGGACGACCAAUCAGCGCCUCCAAUAAAUGAUGGUCCCAGUCUACUUGGAGCCCCAAAUCCGGCCCUUUCUACACCACAGCACCCAUUUACACCCCAGAAACCACAAGCACGACGAAUUUAUAGUGACGCCCCAUCUCCGUACAAUCAGCAUCAACCUUUCGCAAUGAACAGAACUGGAUCAGAUCCCAACUUGAUAGGCCAACAACAGUUUAUGCAGCACCAGGAAAGUCUCAGCGGUAUUCAUAUGCAGGGUGUUCCUCCACAUUCUUUACAGCCAUCCAACAAUCCUGCACCCACUGUGUCAAUGUCGGCUUGGAAUAUAUUGAAGCGACCAUUAACCGGGGCUCUUUGCAGCCGCUUCUUCGCCACUUGGCGAGAUCGAGCGGUAGCCGAACUUUCGCGAACCGAUGAGCCGAAGGCAACGCUGAUAGGCGGUACUGGAGGCGGUUCGGGGGUCAGAGGUCCGCAGCCCUACUUGCAACCCAAGCCCUGUAACAUCCGCUACAACCCACGGGUGUACACAGGCGGUGUCCUGCCUCGCAUCGAAUGGGACGAUGAGCCCGUCAAACUGCCUGAUUAUGAGCCAAGAGACAUGUGGGCACCGCAUCGUGCCUACUUCGGACAAAACGAUUACAUUGACAUCCUCGGUGACGGGAGACUUAAGCCCGAGGACUUUUACACCGGACCAUCCUGGGCAUUCAAUGCAAAAAAUGAGUUCCAACGAGUGUGUCGUCUCCUCUACGACCCUGCUGUAGUGGCAUGGUUAGAGGAAUUUGAACCUACUCGUUUGAAGGACCUCAGAAAGCGACACAAAUACCUAUUUAGGAGGAUGAACAAGCGGAUCAACAUCAAAUUCAAGCAUUAUCGUGACGCUCCAUAA
Molecule: messenger RNA, 1437 nt
Organism: Echinococcus granulosus
Lineage: Eukaryota; Metazoa; Platyhelminthes; Cestoda; Cyclophyllidea; Taeniidae
Product: 39S ribosomal protein L51
Exons: 5
Coding region: 1-1437 (478 amino acids)
Biological process (GO): translation
Cellular component (GO): mitochondrial large ribosomal subunit
Molecular function (GO): structural constituent of ribosome
Source: RefSeq, a predicted model, not a curated record